AUGAUGAAUACAUUCUAUCUUGCUAUCGGUGCUAUUUAUUUAUUUGUUUUAAAUGAUGCAGCUAGUCUUCCAAAAUAUGAACAAAAAUUAGCUAUACGUGGUCGUAUUAUAUUUCCUGGUGGCUCACGUUUACCAAUUGAAUCUGAUGCAGUACUAACAGUUCAAUUAUUAGAUACAUCACUUGCUGAUGCUCCAGCAGAAACUCUUGCUCGAUCAGUAGGCAAAGCUAUUCGUUUUCCAAUGGCUUUUGCACUUAAAUAUUCACCGCGAAUUUUUUCUGAUGGGCACAGUUAUUCAAUACAAGUUACAAUUAAAAAUAAACAAAAUGAAUUAUUAUAUAUCAAUGAUGUUCGUAUGGAAGUAAUACCAAUUGGUGCUGAUCGAACAAAAUUAAUUGAUAUACCGGUUAUACUUGUUAAAAAAUCUCCACCCAAACAGAAUAAAAGUCAAUGGCCUGAAUUAGUUGGAAAAAAUGGAAACGAAGCAGUUAAGAUUAUUAAACAAGAAACAGGUUUUACAAAUGUCAUGGUAGUCGAAGAAGGUUCAUUAAUUACAAUGGAUUAUCGUGCAAAUCGUGUUCGUGUAUUUGUCGAUAAACAAGGCAAUGUAAAAGCAAGUCCUUCUGUUGCUUAA
Messenger RNA from Adineta steineri, 633 nucleotides. The record is from the annotation of a GenBank genome assembly. NCBI's taxonomy places the organism in Eukaryota, Metazoa, Rotifera, Eurotatoria, Adinetida, Adinetidae.